AUGCCGCUGCCCGAUCACCCGGCGGGCCACCACCCGGCGGCGGCGGCGCCCCCGCACGUGCCGCCCAAGCCGCAGCCGGCGCCACCCUCAGCCGCCACCGAGGACCACAACCAGAACAGCGUGCUGAAGCCGGCGGGCGCGGCGGCCGGCGGCGGCGGCGGCGGCGCGACCGGCCCGGCCCGGGACGCCAAACAGCACGAACCGCAGCGGCUCUCACACGAACAGUUCCGCGCAGCGCUGCAGAUGGUGGUCAGUCCGGGCGACCCGCGCGGCGACCUCCACUCGUUCGUCAAGAUCGGCGAGGGCAGCACGGGCAUCGUAUGUAUCGCCACGGAGCGCUCCACGGGCCGGCAGGUGGCCGUGAAAAAGAUGGACCUGCAGCGCCAGCAGCGGCGGGAGCUGCUCUUCAACGAGGUGGUGAUAAUGCGCGACUACCCGCACCCCAACAUUGUCGAGAUGUACAACUCGUUCCUGGUGGAGAACGAGCUGUGGGUGAUGAUGGAGUUCCUGGAGGGCGGCGCGCUGACAGACAUCGUCACCCACUCGCGGAUGGACGAGGUGCAGAUCGCCACCGUCUGCAAACAGUGUCUGAAGGCGCUGGCCUACCUGCACUCGCAGGGCGUCAUCCACCGCGACAUCAAAUCGGACUCUAUCCUGCUCUCCGCUGACGGAAAGGUGAAGCUGUCGGAUUUCGGUUUCUGCGCCCAAGUAUCCCAGGAGCUGCCGCGCCGCAAGUCCCUGGUGGGCACGCCGUACUGGAUGGCGCCGGAGGUGAUCUCCCGGCUGCCAUACGGGCCAGAGGUGGACAUCUGGUCACUGGGUAUAAUGGUGAUUGAGAUGGUGGACGGCGAGCCGCCCUUCUUCAACGAGCCGCCGCUGCAGGCCAUGCGACGCAUCCGAGACAUGCCGCCGCCCAAACUGAAAAACACCAACAAGGUGUCGGCUCGGAUGCAGGGUUUCCUGGAGAAGAUGCUGGUCCGCGACCCGGGCCAGCGGGCCACCGCCUUCGAGCUGCUUCAACACCCGUUCCUCACGCAGGCCAAGGGGCCCGAGGUGCUGCUGCCCCUGAUGGCCGCCGGCACGUGAGGGCAGAGCCGAGAGCAGCAGGGUAGAGCAGCGAGGGGCGUGGUACCUCCGCCGGACGCUGCGGCGGCGCCGGGGCUCGGGUGUGUUCAAAGAUUCAACGAAAUGAACCGAGGAGCGGCGUCCGCUUGGCGCGCAUGGAGUGAGCGGUCGGUCAGGCCGCGAGUUAUGAGUGAAGGCGAGUUAGAUCGAGUGGUAAUACUGAGUGAGUGAGAGUGCGCGCGAGUGAUGUGUGCCAGAAUCAUAGAGAUCAUUCCCACAAGCCCCGCCUGCCUCUGGUGUUCGCGGCCGCUGCCGAUGGCGAGUUUCGCCGCCCGACGGAUGGACGGGUUGUAUUUGUAUCAGGUAUUUGUAGCAGCUACUCAGACUCGCAGUCUCGAAUCAUGGUAGCUGAAGGCGGCUAGCAAGUCGUUAAUUGAUGCAUUUACGUACUCUACUUAAACUGUGCGGCCAACUGACUUAACGCGAGGAAGAGAUGAGACCCUCAGUCUGCUCUUCCCUUGCGCUUUACCGCAGCUCUGAGAGAUUCCGACUGCCCUUGUAUAGUCGUCUGAUUAGUGUACCGUCCUGAAUAUGGUUGUCAUGUCCGAAUUGGUUACACAGUGCCGCAUUGGUCCAAUGCCGCCCGUCGGGAGGUGUCGUUGGCCACACCCGCUUACUGAAUGCCGUCCUGUGCUGACCCCAGGGUGUGUCGUACCGUGCCGUUACCCUGGCGUCGUUACCGGUAUCGUGAUACCGAUACCGCAGCGUGCCGUACCGCGCCGCUACUGGUACAGUAACGCAGUGCGGUACCGUGGCCGGACUGCCGCCGUGCCUUGCCGAGGAACCGAUCGCCGUCCGAUGUGACUUGUUACGACCCGACAGACAGACGGACAUAUCGGGGCCGGGCCGGCCGCUCCCCGCAGGCAGAUGUAAUGGAGUGGCCUGCAGGCGGGAGCGGCCGCCCGUGCCGCACUGAUGGCCCGGCCCGGGCUGUGUCCUCCCUGAGGGUGCCCUGAACUGCCGGGCCGCGGUAUGGCUGAGUUCGUCAGCGCGCCUGCUCUGACGGACCGCGGUCGCAGCCGGCCGCCUCCCGGCGCUCCGUCCGCGCCCACUGUUUCAUUGUUGGACGUAACGAAUUUUUAUUGAUGUGCUGGCCGACACCGGGGCCGCUCGUAUUGUUAGUUUGUAGACAGCAGUCUUCAGUCGACUGGCUCUUCCAUCGGCACCACGUCGGCCGUACUUAGCCGUGUGAACGGACGUUUUUGUGAUCGGAAAUGCUUCGGUCGUCGUCGACAUUGUGUAUUUUCGAUGUCAUUAUUUCGAUUUGUACUUUUUCCUUCGAUUUGUGACAUUCCCCGACCAGCUGUGUACAUUUUGUCGGACGUAUGACUGCUUUGUUAUUCAUGUUUUUGUGCGCGAGCGGCCCUAUUGUAUCAACGGAUAGACCAACAGAAACUAUGGCCAACCUUUUCUAAUAUAUAUUCCGAUGCAAA
Messenger RNA from Amphibalanus amphitrite, 2558 nucleotides. Its product is annotated as serine/threonine-protein kinase PAK mbt-like. Gene Ontology annotation, biological process: intracellular signal transduction; protein phosphorylation; regulation of MAPK cascade. Gene Ontology annotation, cellular component: cytoplasm. Bases 1 to 1086 code for a protein of 361 amino acids. The record is from RefSeq and is a predicted model, not a curated record. Lineage: Eukaryota; Metazoa; Arthropoda; Thecostraca; Balanomorpha; Balanidae. The transcript has 6 exons. Gene Ontology annotation, molecular function: ATP binding; protein serine/threonine kinase activity.